GCGUUGCACGGACAUUGAAUGUUAAGCCGGACGAGGCCGAAUACAUGGGACAGGCCCCAAGGGGGCACAUGCUUCCUUACGGACACCAUGUCGAGGAGCCAAAGGCCAUCGUAGAGCUAGAUCAUUUUCCUGAUCCAGAGACUUUUUAUAGGGAAUAUGUUCACAAAUCCGUCCCUUUGGUGGUUCGAGGAGGGUUGAAGCACUGGCCUGCAGUGCAAAAAUGGAAAAGUGAAGAUUAUUUGAGAGAGAAGUUUGGAGGGAAUGUGUUUCAAGUUAUGUAUAAGAACGCGACAGCCGACAAGGAGCAUUACUCUUUCAUGUCUAUGACUAUGGACAUGUUUCUGGAUGAUUACAAGAACUAUAAGCUAUACUUGGACUCACAGAUAUCUAUAGAAAUGGCAGAGGACAUAACCUUGCCUGGUUACUUUGGAUGCGACCACUUUCUAAAGCUGAUGACUGGGGUCAACAUAUUCUUCAAUUCGGGUUGGUCGAGCACCGAGAACCACCUUGACAUUACGGAGACGUUCUUCGCUCAGGUGGUGGGCGGACGACAGUGGAUCCUGACGCCCCCGCAAGACGGACAAUAUCUGUACACAGACAACUUCACGUGGCAUUCGGGUAUAUCCCCUGUGGAUAAAGAAGCAGUAGACCUGUACCGUUACCCGGACGUCGCUAAAGUGGACAUUUAUAACGUCACAGCCUACGAGGGGGACAUCGUGUACUGUCCAGAGGGGUGGUUCCACCAGGUCAGCGCAGUAGGUGGACCAAACAUAGCCAUUGCCUGGUACCUCUAUGACUACGACUGCCAGACUAAAUGCAAAAUGACCACGUACCAAACCUAUGUAGAAUGCUGUACUGACAUACGGAAUAGUAGACCGGAUGAGAUUUCUUGCGACAUAAAACCGGAAGAGAUGUCUCUGGCUACAUUGCUUCGUGCGUACGUCGAUGACGUACCAUUUGCGGCAGAUCUGGACGCAGGAACACUGGAAAUAUUUUCUCAACCAGAACCUUUCCAGUUAAACAGUGGAUAUGACAUGCCGAUACUAGGCCUUGGACUUGGGGGCAUGGCAGAAGAGAAAAUUGAAACCGCCGUUAAAAGUGCAUUAAAAUUUGGAUACAGACUUUUUGACACAGACCCUGUGGACGAAUCUGAGAAAAUAUUAGGAUCUUUUCUUGCAAAUAACAAGAAUUUUAAAAGAGAAGACGUUUUCAUUAUUGUCAAGGUGCAUCCAAAGGAUCUGGGAAAAGCCGCCACCAGAAAAUCGGUUGAACGCUCGUUGGAGAGGUUGAGAACCGACUAUCUGGAUCUUGUUUUGAUUAAAGCGCCAUCUUGUGAGUCCAAAGAACACAGUUGCGAGACAACUGGCACGUGGCAAGAAUCGUGGGAAAGUUUGGAAGAUUUGAAGACCAUGGGUAGCGUUCGCUCCUUGGGGGUGAGCAACUUUAAAAUCUCUCAACUCAAGGAACUUUUGUCCACAGCAAAGGCUCCAGUUUCGGUGGUCCAAUGCAGGUUUAACAUUUUAUUAAGACGAGAAAAGAUGCGGAAUUUUUGUAGAAAACAUGGCAUACGCUUCAUGGCCCACAGUCUGCUGGGAUAUGAUAUGGUGCCCUCUCUCGGCGUAAACCCACUCAUGGAAGGUAAUAACGCGGUAACUAUUGCCGCCAGGUUGCUGCACACCAGCCCAGCUACUCUUAUGGUCAGAUGGGCGUUGGAGCAAAACGUUACCGUGGUUCCAAAAACGUCCCAUCCUUUCCACCUAUUACUCAACGUACAAGCACAGGAAGGCUUAGACUUGGAUGGGAGACCGGAAGUGAGGGAAAUGUUAGAUAGGAUGCCGCAUACCAGUUGAAAUUCAUUGUCAAAUUUGAUGUGGCACUAACGUGUCGAUACUCUUGGUCAGGAGAGGGUUGGUCAUGCAGAAAGGGAAUUUCACAUUUUAUUAAAGAUGGAUAGUUUACAUAUUGUCUCAGACGGUUUCAAAUGGUCUUUUUCACACAGGUCCAGGUAUCAUAAUUCACUUCUAACGCUUCACGCACAGCAUUCUGCGAUGAAGAUAACACGGCUUGGACGUCACAUAAGAAAUGCCAGAGCAAGACCUGCCUCCUCAGCUAAAAAUUCCGGUGUAAACGAAACAAACCGCUAAAAAGUGUUGGGGAGUAUCAAAGGCUGAUACAUGUAUUAAUUAAAAAUUACCGAUUCUUGAGAUAUGAGGACGUGGGGUUAAAUGAGCUCUAAUACACCAAGGGCGUCGUCGUUACAGAAUUGACCUCAAUUCAUUUGUUGCGCAAAAACGAAAGAGAUACUUCUGUUAUUUGCAAAGACAGACUGGGCAGGUCGUUGAGGAUGUUAGUUGGCGGGCCCGUAAUAUUUGUCGAUGCAUAAUGAGAAGGAAAAAAACAGUUAAAUUAUUGUUGAAAUGCGCAUUAAUUGAUUAGGUAUUCAGAGUGAAAAGUAAUGGAGAUCCGACUUCUUUUUUCUUAGUCUCCUUUACUAGUUCUAAAGAUGUGAACAUCUUGGAUGUUAUCAAGAUAUCAAAAGACAGAAUACAGGAUAUAAAUAGUCUUAAGAUUUCCUACUUUUUAUACAAAAUCUCUACUUGUAUCAAGUGACAUGUUUGGUGUAUCUUUAUGUUUAACUUUCUAAUGAAAAAAAAUUCAAAUCUUCCUUUUUUUCCAAAAGUACUACUCCAGCACAGACAACAACAAUAAUAAUAAUAAUAAAAUAAUAAAUAAAUAACAAAAAAUGGAUAAAUAAAUAAGCUUGUACUGAAAGUCAGACACCUUUCCAAGACUGAACAUAAGUUGCCUACAUAACAAUUUUGAUGGAUAGUAAUGCCAAAACUCCAUCAGGCAGUUACACAUGUGGUGGGCAAUACAGGAAUGUUGUAAAUGAAUGACCAAUUAAGAAUCUGCCCCAUUCAUGAAAAACAGCAAAUAAAAAUGUCAACAAAACUUACUA
Messenger RNA from Lingula anatina, 2959 nucleotides. RefSeq lists its product as uncharacterized. The record is from RefSeq and is a predicted model, not a curated record. NCBI's taxonomy places the organism in Eukaryota, Metazoa, Brachiopoda, Lingulata, Lingulida, Lingulidae.